AGUUGAAAGGACUAAGUAGUAGUCCACAAAAACCAUUUCUAAUAGACAGAGAGUGAGAGAGAAAGAAGAAAACUAAUGGCUGAUCAGAAAGAGGAAGUGAAGCUUUUGGGGAUAUGGGCAAGCCCAUUCAGCCGUCGGAUCGAAAUGGCUCUGAAACUCAAAGGCAUACCGUACGAUUACGUGGAAGAAAUAUUGGAGCACAAAAGCCCUUUGCUUCUUGCUCUUAACCCUAUUCACAAGAAGGUCCCUGUUCUUGUCCACAAUGGUAAAACCGUUGUCGAGUCUCAAGUAAUUCUUGAAUACAUCGACGAGACUUGGAAACACAAUCCUAUUCUCCCCCAAGAUCCUUACGAGAGAUCUAAGGCUCGAUUCUUCGCUAAACUCGUCGAUGAGCAGAUUAUAGGCGUGGGUUUUGGAGCAAUGGCAAAAGCAGAUGAGAAAGGAAGAGAAGUUUUAGCUGAGCAGACAAGAGAACUUCUUAUGUAUCUAGAGAAGGAACUUGUCGGAAAAGAUUUCUUCGGCGGUAAGAGUGUCGGAUUCUUGGACCUAGUCGCCGGAAGUAUGAUUCCGUUUUGUUUGGAGAGAGGUUGGGAAGGACUUGGAUUGGAAGUUGUUACUGAGGAGAAGUUUCCAGAGUACAUGAGAUGGGUGAAGAAUCUGGAGAAGGUUGAGUUUGUCAAGGAUUGUAUUCCUCCAAGAGAGAAACAUGUUGAGCACAUGAAUUAUAUGGUAGAGAGAAUCAGAUCUUCUUAAACUAUCAUGAAGACUAAAAUCAUCUUUAUGUUUUGAUUUGAUAUGUAAUGUGUUUCAAUGUUUGUAAGCUUGUUAUGGUUUUUAAUAAAUAAAUAUUUCUUUUUAAAAA
Messenger RNA from Eutrema salsugineum, 862 nucleotides. Its product is annotated as glutathione S-transferase U5. The record is from RefSeq and is a predicted model, not a curated record. Gene Ontology annotation, biological process: glutathione metabolic process. The transcript is spliced from 2 exons. Gene Ontology annotation, cellular component: cytoplasm. Bases 76 to 753 code for a protein of 225 amino acids. Gene Ontology annotation, molecular function: glutathione transferase activity. Lineage: Eukaryota; Viridiplantae; Streptophyta; Magnoliopsida; Brassicales; Brassicaceae.